Molecule: messenger RNA, 817 nt
Organism: Drosophila innubila
Lineage: Eukaryota; Metazoa; Arthropoda; Insecta; Diptera; Drosophilidae
Exons: 2
Coding region: 266-655 (129 amino acids)
Source: RefSeq, a predicted model, not a curated record
ACAGCGCUGUAUCGGCAACUCCACAGUCAGACGGGCACCGGCUAACAACACGCAUCGCAAAUAACGCGUCUCUUAGAUAAAGAAGAAAAAAAUAAAACAUACAUAUGUAGAAACGAUAUUACAUAUUGUCGGUAUCACUCGGGAGUUCUUUGGUAUUGUGUCAAUAAACGAAUUGAGCUGAUUUCUUAACAUCAAUAUCAUUAAAACGUGCAACGUAUAAGCAACCGAAAUUCGAUUCAAAUUAUAUCCUGAAUUUAAGUUUAAAAUGAGCAACACUAUGACUGCCUCACAUGAGCCCACCAUACACUACCUGGACAGCAUUUUGAACGAGGAGGAGAAACGUUGUGGCGAUCAAUAUUCGCAUCAAUGGCGCAAUUUCACAAUUUCACGUUCGGGUCGCUUCAGAUCGAAGAACAAGAAACGGGAUGUGGUCGAUGGGAAACUGUUUGAUGGCACUGCCAAUCAUAAUGGCAAGGAAAAUACUGAUAAGAUCUCUGCUCGUAAUACAUCCAGCGGUAUGUCCAAAUCAUCCUCCUAUGCAACAAAUACAACAGCAACAAAUACAUCGGCAUCGGCAGCAACAGGAACGACGUCAGUGCGAAGUCAACGUGACAAAACGGAGAGCUAUAAAAGCUUUUACGAAACAAAUUUAUAGAUAGUGUUUGGGCUCUAUACAUCAUAUGUACUAUAUAUAUAUACAACACAUAUAUACUUAUAUAUAUAUAACAUUUGUAUUACGCUUUAUUAAAUCAACCUAAGAGUUUAUUGCACAACGUGUGGACUAUAUAAAUGUGCAAAAUUGGCAACACAAAACGAG